UCUUUCUUAUCUUUCAUUGCAUACAGUUUAGCGGAAAAAUGACGAACCUUUCGUCUCUGAGUUCAGUGGGUGGUGGGUGGAGUUAUUUUGUCUCGUUUAGUGAUGACGUGAUAAAAUCGCCGUGACAUACUGGGAGCGACAAUUUUCAUUAGUGACAAAAGGCCAGUUCUCACUACUAGAGUAAUCGCAAAAUGGUAGCAUUCGCAUACGUUAUUGUUUCACUAUUCAUGUUUACCACACUCGAGCUGACCGGUGCUGAAACAUAUGAGUGUACCAUUGAAAAUUAUGGUCCGGAAAAGCAUCAGCAUUGCGUUUUUCGCAAUGUCCGAUAUAACCAUACCAGCGGCAGUGUUAUGUUCAAAGCCCCUACCAACAACAAACAACCCAGGAUUGUUUUCGAGGACUCAGAGAUGGAACAUUUACCGAAAGCGUUUCUAGAAACAUUCGGCAAUGAUUUAAAGGUGCUGAUUGUGUCCAAGUGUAAGCUUAAAUCUGUAGUCAUUACAAAUGCCCUGGAAGAACUGUACGCCGUUGAUAAUUACAUCAGCAAGGUGAUUGUUCAUCAAACUCAAAAGAACUCUCCUUUGAAGGAGAUUCAUUUGCAGUCAAAUCGUCUGAAGGAUAUUUCGAACAUCACCAGAGCUUGCAAAAAUGCACGAAUCAUCGAUUUGAGCCGUAAUCAGGAGUUAGCACAAGAGAGUGUGAUAGAUCUUUCGAUGUUCAAUGGGUUCAACCAGCUAGAAUAUCUAUUGCUGGGUGAUGUUGGUGCUUUCUACUUAAAUUACGAUAGAAAAGUGACCUUACCGGCUCUGACUCUGUUGGAUUUAUCGAUGAAUACUCUGCUACCUAGUGAUCUAAGGCUAGAUUAUUUGCAUACCCUCGAAAAGCUAGAAGUACUGAGAUUGAAUGAUAAUGGUAUGACGGAAUUAGAUUACGCGCAUUUCAUUGACAUGAAGUCGUUGAAGGAGGUUUAUUUGGAAGGUAACUCAUUUGACUGCCAAUAUCUUAAAACAAUGGUCAAGUUCCUGGAAGAUAACAGCAUCGCCACUCCAGUUGCACGUCCUGCAAAUAACUGUGAAGCGGGAUUUAUGAUCGAACAUGACAUGUGUUGUAAAUCUUCAGCGUUGUCGUCCAUUCCUAAGCCAAAUACCGCCCGUCCGCUAGUUCCAACUGCUACCUCAUAUCCAUCCGCUGCCAACACUCCUGUGUUCAAUGAAGUUGAUACCAACAGAGUAGACGGUGGCGCAGGUACCGUUACCGUUACCGUUAAAAGUGAAACAAAAUCCGAAAAUGGAGUUACCAAUCAACGCGUGAAUCUGUUAUUUAUAUUGACAGGAAUAGUUGCGGCUCUGAUGUUGCGUGAUUAAAGUCACUUUUGAAGUCUGAAGAGUAUCACCAUUCUGACUCUGGUGAAUUAACAGUAGAGAUCAGGCACUUUCGCUAUAAUUCUUUUGAAUGUUCCAGGAGGAAUCAAUAAACUGUAAACCGUACGCACCUAGCAUGUAAGAGCAAAACGACACUGAUGCCUAGGAGGAUUAGUUCAAUACCAAAAAAAUACUGUUAAUGUGAUACAUCACCCCUAAAACAAACCAAUACCUUGAGGUUGCAGAAAAGAAAAACGAAAAUUUGCUUGCCUCACACCCGCCAAGAUAGCAAACCAUCACUCAAAGUGCUCCAACUAAAUUACAUGCUUCGCCCAGCAGGUACUUUUACUAGGAUAGUAGGAAGUGCUCUUAAGUAUUAAGGACUGGAAGAAUCUUUGCGUAAAACGCUGUUUUGGAUGAACUUAGCCUUACCGAUCGAGCUGAGCUUUUUGUUUUAUCUGGGAAACACAUGAAUCCGUAUCGAGGCGGCCGUCGUAAGGCGUGUUUGUAUUUUGUUUAUUCCGAUAAGAAAUGGAAGGUAUAAUUAGAUAAAGAGCAGAGACACGACCAGAAAUAAAAAAAGUCACUCAACGUGAUGGGAAACGUCAACCAACGAAUCUGGUGUGAUACGAGUGAAAAAAGUAAUACUAAUAAACUAUAACAGUAAUCAAUUAAUUACAUUAGGAAGUCGCGAGGAAUUUUUGGUGCUGCAUGUGACUUUUUAAAUAGAUUUUUGUUUUGGCUGAAGAAAAUCCGAGUUCUUUAGGAGUUCAGAAGUCGAUACAAUGAAAAAUUGGCCAUUGGUUUAUUUAUCUUAACGACAGUUAACGCUUCAUUGGCAGCCAUCAAUUAGAAACAUAACAAGUUUGCUUUAUAUCGCUUUUAUUAAUUCCGAGCAUACAAUGCCAUGUGUAGUUUUGUUACUGUCUAAGUUGAUGAUAGAUCAGUAAUAAUUCAGUUUUUUUCAUAUCAGAACAGUAGAUGCUGUCAUUGAAACCAUAAUUUCUAGUUGAAAUAUCAUAAGAUAAGUAUAAAGCAAUUCAAUUUCAAAAGUUAUGCUCAUAUGAAAUCAUUUUAUAGCGUAUUGGCCUGAUAUGUGUGUUAACAGUUUUGUGUGUUUAUAAACCUUUUUUUUUUCAAGAAUGCAUUUAGCAAAUACUAUAACCGCUAAGCUAUAUUCUGUUUAACCCUCGCUCCAAUUAGCCAUGUCCAACAAUUGGAUGUUGGGGUAUAAUUUGUCAGAGUAAUUUAGCACACCUUGAGCAUUUGUCUGGUUCUAAAAGAGAGUCAAUACUGGAAAUAGGAGUGCAAUUUCUAAGGCUAACGAUACGCAUCUCUUAACUUCCAUGAUAUCAAACUCUAGGUAGUACUAGCUCUUAGCAAUUCCUUCUAGUCAACUUAGCCAUACCAUCAUCAUACCCCUAGAUGGAGUCAGUCGUUUAAUUGUAAAAGAUCACAGAAAGACACAGAUAUAGGAGUAAUGCAAUAGACCAUUUCAUAUGUAACGCAGUUCGUCCUCAAGAAAUAAUACAAAUGACAACAUUUUAACAAUUGAUUUACGCUACGUAUGGUAGAGUUAUUUAAAACUCGAAUUCCACAAUUUUAGAGUAGCAAUAGAGAGUAAACUUUGAUUAAUGUUAGAAGCCUCGAAUUGUUGUUUGACUUGAAGAGAAUAGAACCAUAAAAAUCGCAGGAUAAUGUGUUAAGAGAAUGAGCUUUGUUUGUGAACCAUUUUCAUCGGCAAAUACGAUCGAACAUUCUGCGUAACGGACACCAAUACAUGCUUAAACAUAAUCACGAAUUCAGCUACCACUAUUUGUCUGCAAAUUCAAAUCGCCAAAUUUGAUUAGUUUAAGCAUUGAAUAAAAAGUAAAAUUUUGCUAACAAUA
Wyeomyia smithii (pitcher-plant mosquito) is the source of this 3253-nucleotide messenger RNA. RefSeq lists its product as uncharacterized. Bases 192 to 1367 code for a protein of 391 amino acids. The record is from RefSeq and is a predicted model, not a curated record. The transcript is spliced from 2 exons. Gene Ontology annotation, cellular component: extracellular matrix. Lineage: Eukaryota; Metazoa; Arthropoda; Insecta; Diptera; Culicidae.